Messenger RNA from Sinocyclocheilus rhinocerous, 3417 nucleotides. RefSeq names its product coronin-2B-like. Gene Ontology annotation, molecular function: actin filament binding. The transcript is spliced from 12 exons. The record is from RefSeq and is a predicted model, not a curated record. Bases 262 to 1749 code for a protein of 495 amino acids. NCBI's taxonomy places the organism in Eukaryota, Metazoa, Chordata, Actinopteri, Cypriniformes, Cyprinidae.
UAUGCUGACUUCACUGCAGUAUCCUGACUACAGGAUCACGGCUACCGCGGCACUGAUCGGUUUGGAUACUUAGCGAGAGACAGCGACCAGACCCUCCCUCUCUCUCUCCCUCUAUUCUCCUCCUCUUUCACAAUCUCUCGUGUCUCACUCUGCUGUCGUAGACUGCAGGCUGCACGAGCUCAGUGAGUCCUUCUUUCUCUGUCCUGCUGUCUCACUCAGCGUUUCAGGAACGGAAGCUGACUCUUCUGCACUUUUCUCUGCAUGACUGUCACAAAGAUGUCAUGGCGGCCGACCUACCGGAGCUCCAAGUUUCGAAACGUCUACGGCAAAGUGGCCAACCGAGAGCACUGCUUCGAGGGCAUCCCGAUCACAAAGAACGUCCAUGACAACCACUUCUGCGCGGUCAACGCCAAGUUCCUAGCCAUAGUAACGGAGAGCGCGGGAGGAGGAUCUUUCGUCGUUAUCCCAGUCACUCAGUUUGGCCGUAUCGACCCUCACUAUCCAAAGGUCUGCGGUCACCAAGGCAAAGUGCUGGACAUCAAAUGGAAUCCUUUCCAUGACAACAUAAUCGCUUCUUGUUCAGAGGACUCUUCUGUGCGAAUAUGGGAGGUUCCUGAUAGUGGACUGAGAAGGAAUUUGACAGAGUCUGUAUUAGAACUGUAUGGCCACAGCAGGCGUGUGGGGCUCAUAGAGUGGCACCCAACCACUAGUGGGAUUCUCUUCAGUGCUGGCUAUGACUACAAGAUCCUCAUUUGGAAUCUUGAGAUUGGAGAGCCAGUGAAAAUGAUUGACUGUCACACCGAUGUGAUCCUCUGUAUGUCAUUUAACACAGAGGGCAGCCUGCUGGCCACCAGCUGCAAGGACAAGAAGCUCCGCGUCAUCGAGCCCCGCUCUGGCAAAGUGCUACAGCAGGAGGCGAACUUUAAAAACCACAAAGUGAACCGUGUUGUGUUCCUAGGCAACAUGAAACGACUCCUAACGACAGGUGUGUCUCGCUGGAACACACGCCAGAUUGCUCUCUGGGACCAGGAGGAUCUGUCCAUGCCAAUCAUUGAGGAGGAGAUUGACGGCCUAUCAGGACUGCUUUUCCCUUUCUAUGAUGCAGACACACAUAUGCUCUACUUAGCAGGCAAGGGUGAUGGGAACAUCCGGUACUAUGAGAUCACCCUGGAGAAACCCUAUCUGCAGUAUCUCAUGGAGUUCAGGUCCCCUGCACCACAGAAAGGGCUCGGAGUGAUGCCAAAGCAUGGGCUGGAUGUAGGAGCGUGUGAAGUCUUCAGGUUUUAUAAAUUGGUGACUCUAAAGGGCCUGAUUGAGCCAAUCUCUAUGAUUGUACCUAGAAGGUCGGAGACAUAUCAGGAGGACAUUUAUCCCAUGACUCCUGGGACAGAACCUGCUCUGUCUGCUGAUGAGUGGCUCAGUGGAAUCAACCGAGGUCCGGUGCUCAUGUCCUUAAAAGAGGGCUACAACAGACCAAACACGCUGGUGUUCAAGGCUCCUGUGAAGGAGAAGAAGGGUGGAGUGGUCAAUGGGAUUGACCUGCUAGAAAACGUGCCUCCCCGUACAGAGAAUGAGCUCUUGCGGAUGUUCUUCAGGCAGCAGGAAGAGUUGCGGCGACUGAAGGACGAACUUACGCAGAAGGACAUUAAGAUUCGACAGCUUGAGCUGGAGCUCAAUAACAUAAGGAACAGCCCAAAUAUCAACAACAAUAACAACAGUAGCAGCAGCAGCAAUGGUAGCAGCAUUUGACAUUGGAUCUGUGCUGUGUCUAUUGAUUUCCUAAAGUGACACACUAUAAGCCCUGAGCGCUGCUGAAACACACAGGCUUCCUUUUGCCUAAAACUCCAAUAUUUCUCCUUUAAGACCACAGGAAAGCAAGCGCUUGUCUUCAUAAAGCAGUGUUUCGCUCUGACCCCCAGUGUUGACCCCACAGCUGCUGUGUACUAAGUCGACUUUAUUGGAGUGAUGAUUCACUAACCCUGUGAAAACGGUCCCAUCACGUGACCUUCAGUCAUACUGUCGGUCUACCUGCAGUGGAUUGAUUCUUUCUAGGGAUUGUUUGUGGUACACGCUAUUCAUUGCAUUAUCAUCUCAUAAUUGUAGACUAAAUUUAAUUAAUAGAAUUAUUUAUUUAUUUUUUUUUUCUUUGUGCUACUUAGCCUCGUUCUGAACAGAAUAUUAAGCUCCAUAUAGAGAAGAAACGUGUUUUAAUAAUGUCAAACAGACGUGCUUCACCCAUCAAGCUGUUAUCUCAUGUAAACACUAGGUCUAUUGCAUCAUUUUGAUAUGACCCACAGUGCUUUUGAUGUAGAAACUCAAACACCACAGUGCAGUAAUCUUACACGGCAGAUGAUAUUUAUCCAGCUGACAUGCUCCUCAGUCUAGAAGUGUUGGGUUUGUACUAAUAGCUUCACAUAAUUUCGAUCCUUCUCACACUGUGCAAUGUGAAAUAUGUUCAAAUCAGUUUAUAGAGGCAAUUCAAAUGGGUUUUUACGUUAAACUUAAGUAUACAUUUAGAAAAAGUACACUUUGCACUAGAUGAAAACAUUCAAAAAGGCCACAAAUUGUAAAAUCCAAUUAUGAAAUGAAUUAGUAAUAGAUGUAGUUUUAGAGACCUACACUGUAGUUCCAUAGGAAAGGAAAGUAAAGAGGACGUGAGAAAAAGAAAGUUCAACAAAUUAAAGAAUGAAAGACAGAAAUUGUUGCAUUUUUGAUUCAGUAAGUUGAAUGAAUGGUAUAGCUACUUCAUUUUAAAGACUGACUGAUUUAUAAAGCAUCAUGAAGCAUUGUUACUUUUUUUUAAACUAACAUUUAAAUCAAACCUAUUUAUUGAUUUCCGUUUUCAGUUCAUACCUUCAAGUGAAAUGUUUCAAGUUUUCAGGUUUGUAGCUUGUAACCAUGAAUUUACUGUAUCCUUUCCGUCCUGUAACAUUCAAAUUAUUGACCAUUUUAAACAAAUUGCUUCUUAGAUGGGAUGUAAGCUCUUAUAAUGUGCAUUGUAUUUAGCUUUGAACUUUCAAUGUAAACCCUUUCAAAUGUUUUAUUGCAAAGUGGACAAAUUCCUUGUGGGCAAAUAUCUUAUGCGCCACCGCCACGAAACACUCCAGGUGUAGUCACGCUCUUCAGUGCGCGCAAAACAUUUAUUUUGGAGGGACAAACUGGACGUUUUUAAAGUUGAAUGGCACAUUUACUCGACCACCUAUGAGCUGAUGUGUUCAGAUGUUAUUCAUUUUAAAGUAUAUAUUCAGGUCCCUAAAUGAAGUAGUGGUUAUAAAUAACCUCGCUCGACCAGCACGAAAAGGAAAGUGUGAAUUUAGCAAGUGAGUGUUUGACAUUUUCCUGCUGUCGCUAUUUAAUGAAAACAAUAUGAGCCUCAAGCUUUGUAAAUAUUUUACUUCAUAAAACAAUAACACAAAC